AUGAAGACACCGAAGGCAGACGAAGACCAGAAGGAAGAACAGCGAUCACUGGGGGAGAUCAACGCCAGAGCCUUUCCGAGCGCACCAUCAACUCAGCAAGACCUGAUAGACAGACGACACCAAAAGAGCAACAAGCAUCCUCGUCAGACCGAAAAAGCUGGCCAUAAGGGAUCGGAACGGCACCUCGAUCAGGACGGAGAGGCGCUUAAGAUUCCUUCAAAGUUGGUCGAUCCAUGUCAAGCGGCACGAAAAGCCUCACAUAGAUGUCUUGAUAGAAAUAACUACGACAAAUCGCUUUGUUAUGAUUACUUUGAAGUAUACAGGGAGUGUACCAAGCGAUGGGUAGAUUCCAAGAAAAAGUAG
Messenger RNA from Puccinia triticina, 363 nucleotides. RefSeq lists its product as uncharacterized. The coding region runs from base 1 to 363 and encodes 120 amino acids. Lineage: Eukaryota; Fungi; Basidiomycota; Pucciniomycetes; Pucciniales; Pucciniaceae. The record is from RefSeq and is a predicted model, not a curated record. The transcript has 4 exons.